This is a messenger RNA of Xyrauchen texanus (razorback sucker), 4038 nucleotides long. RefSeq names its product bone morphogenetic protein 1b (gene bmp1b). The record is from RefSeq and is a predicted model, not a curated record. The transcript has 20 exons. Bases 54 to 2978 code for a protein of 974 amino acids. Lineage: Eukaryota; Metazoa; Chordata; Actinopteri; Cypriniformes; Catostomidae. Gene Ontology annotation, molecular function: calcium ion binding; serine-type endopeptidase activity; zinc ion binding. Gene Ontology annotation, biological process: proteolysis.
CUCGCAGCUCUACCUCCGCCGGUCCCAACUCCACAUCCGCACUCAUUCCCGUCAUGAAUCCCCUGAGGACAUGUUCGUUUGUGAUCAGUCUUCGAAUUUUAAUAGCGAUCGAACUGCAAGUGGAUACAAAAUAUUACACAGGUUCAGCAGAGGUUGUAGUCGACUACAUGGACCCAUGCAAAGCUGCUGCUUUUCUGGGGGACAUAGCUUUAGACAAGGAGGACUUGCGUUUGCUAAAGGUGAAAUAUAUGGUUGCUGCACUGAACACCUCUUCUAACUUUUCUUUACCUGAAUCAGAAAACAGAUCCUCAGCCAAUAGCAAUACAGAGGGUGACCCAGUUUUGGCCAGUCGAAGCUUCCUACGCAGACGCAGAGCCGCGACAGCCAGGCCUGAGAGAGUUUGGCCAGAUGGCAUAAUCCCCUAUAUUAUUAGUGGCAACUUUAGCGGCAGCCAGCGAGCCAUUUUCAAGCAAGCCAUGCGACACUGGGAGAAGUACACCUGCGUGACCUUCAUGGAAAGAACCACAGAGGAAAGCUACAUCGUCUUUACCAUCCGGCCAUGUGGGUGCUGCUCUUUUGUCGGAAGGAGGGGUGGAGGUCCCCAGGCUAUCUCCAUUGGCAAAAACUGUGACAAGUUUGGCAUCGUGGUGCAUGAACUAGGACAUGUCAUUGGCUUCUGGCAUGAGCACACGCGACCGGACCGGGAUGAGCAUGUGGAUAUAUUUAGAGAAAACAUCCAGCCUGGUCAGGAGUACAAUUUUGUUAAAAUGGAGCCAGAUGAUGUGGAUUCCCUUGGCGAGGUUUAUGACUUUGACAGCAUCAUGCAUUACGCCAGAAACACAUUUUCCAGGGGCAUCUAUCUUGAUACCAUGCUGCCAAAAUAUGAUGUUGAUGGAGUCCGACCUCCUAUCGGACAGCGAACAAAACUGAGCAAAGGGGACAUCGCUCAAGCAAGAAAAUUAUACAAGUGUCCAAGAUGUGGUGAGAGCCUCCAGGACAGCACUGGAAACUUUUCUUCCCCUGGGUUCCCGAAUGGAUAUGCUGCAUAUCUUCACUGUAUAUGGAGGAUAUCGGUCACGCCUGGGGAGAAGAUCAUUCUGAAUUUUACCUCAAUGGAUUUGUACAGAAGUCACUUGUGCUGGUACGACCAUUUGGAGAUCCGUGAUGGAUACUGGAGAAAUGCACCACUGAAAGGCCGUUUUUGUGGUGACCAGAUUCCCGAGGCCAUCGUGUCUACUGACAGUCGACUGUGGAUUGAAUUCCGCAGCAGCAGUAAUUGGGUGGGAAAGGGCUUUUCUGCAAUCUAUGAAGCUAUUUGCGGAGGUGAAAUGAGAAGAGACAGUGGCCAGAUUGAGUCACCUAAUUACCCUGACGACUAUCGGCCCAAUAAACUGUGCAUAUGGAAGAUUAUAGUGCCACAGGGGUUCCAUGUGGGCCUCAGCUUCCAGUCCUUUGAGAUUGAGAAACAUGACAGCUGUAGUUAUGACUACCUGGAAGUGCGAGACGGCGAUUCCGAAAGCAGUCCUCUUCUUGGCCGCUUCUGCGGCUACGAAAAGCCAGAUGAUGUCAAGAGCAGCUCUAACCAGCUGUGGAUGAAGUUUGUAUCUGAUGGCUCUGUGAACAAAGCUGGAUUUUCAGCCAAUUUCUUUAAAGAGAUCGAUGAAUGCUCCAGGCCUGAUGAAGGUCACUGUGAGCAACGUUGUGUCAACACUCUGGGCAGCUACCACUGUGCCUGUGACCCGGGUUUUGAGCUCGCCCCUGACCGCCGCAGCUGUGCAGCAGCUGCCUGUGGUGGAUUCAUCAGCAAACUCAAUGGCUCCUUUACAAGUCCAGGAUGGCCGCAGGAAUACCCCCCCAACAAGAACUGCUUGUGGCAGCUCAUAGCCCCCACACAGUACCGCAUCACACUGCUGUUCGACACCUUUGAGACUGAGGGAAACGAUGUUUGUAAAUAUGAUUAUGUUGAGGUGCGUAGUGGUCUGUCCGCUGACUCAAAGCUUCACGGGAAGUUCUGUGGUACAGAGAAACCAGAGGCAAUCACCUCACAACAGAACAGCAUGCGUGUUGAGUUCAAAUCAGACAACACUGUGUCCAAGAGAGGCUUCAAAGCUCAGUUCUUUUCUGACAUGGAUGAGUGUUCGAGGGAGAAUGGAGGCUGCCAGCAUGAGUGUGUUAACACGUUUGGAAGCUACAGCUGUCAGUGUCGCAGUGGCUUUGUGUUGCACAGCAAUAAACAUGACUGCAAAGAAGUGGGUUGUGACCAGGUCAUUACUCGUGUCUCUGGUACUAUCACAAGUCCAAACUGGCCUGAUAAAUACCCCAGCAAGAAGACAUGCACCUGGACUCUAUCCACCACCCCAGGCCACCACAUUAAACUGGCUUUUGACGAAAUUGACAUGGAGGCCCAUCAGGAGUGCACCUAUGACCACUUGGAGAUAUAUGACGGUACAAACGGCAGAGCGCCCAGUUUUGGUCGCUUUUGUGGAGGCAAGAAGCCAUCCCCAGUUAUUUCCAGCAGCAAUAGUAUGUUUCUGCUAUUCUUUUCGGAUAACUCGGUACAGAAGAGGGGUUUUAAGGCCACUCAUUCAGCAGAAUGUGGUGGAAGUCUGAAGGCAGAGAUAAAAACCAAGGAUCUCUAUUCCCACGCUCAGUUUGGUGACAACAACUAUCCCGGAGCGUCAGACUGCCAAUGGGUGAUCUCAGCGGAAAAGGGCUAUGGGGUGGAGCUCAUCUUUCACACCUUUGACAUUGAAGAGGAAGCUGACUGUGGAUAUGAUUAUGUGGAGCUGUUUGAUGGGGCUGAUGUCAAAGCGCCCAGGCUGGGCCGCUACUGUGGGUCUGGGCCACCAGAGGAGAUCUACUCAGCUGGAGAUGCCAUUGUCAUCAAAUUUCACUCAGACGAAACCAUCAACAAGAAAGGUUUUCAUGUUCGGUACACAAGCACUAAGUUCCAGGACACCCUACACACUAGUAAGUGAGUUAUUUAUGGCAGAAGAUCUCAGAAGAACACAACUAUGGGGCUUCAAUUCUUCUCAUGCACCUGUGUUAGUGAUGCCACCUCGUGGAAAUUUUAGCGGUGUCAAAACCUUACUCCAUAUCCUUUCAGCUAAAAGCUUGGAGGACAACACUGAUGCUGGGAAAUGACAAUACAUUGCCCAUUAUUCUUCAAAUGAUCCAUUGCAAACUCUAAAACUAUUGGAAAAGGAGCAUCAGACUGCCAGAUAUUCUCAUUAUGGUGACCCUUGUUGAAUGCAAGUAAAGAAGGAUGUACGAUUUUGAAAAAAUUGAAAAACAAGGAAAAUUCUCUGAUUUGUGCUUUCUUUCCAGACAAAUUUCCCAUUCCACCAAGGCCAGUAUCUAAAAGUCUAUUUUAUAAAAAAAAUGUAUAAAAAAAGAAAAAAAAAAGAAGCAGCCCUUCAUAAUGGAAUGCUUAAAUCACAAUUCACACAUGUCCAGAAUAUCAUUCAAUGAUAAUGUCAAUGAUCAUCUUUUGUAAAAAACAAUUCUAGCACUGUUCCUUACACAAACGUUGUACAUGAUUAUUCAGACUGCUAGACUUGUUUUCAUUUUACAUGAAUGUUCAUUUAAAUUAUAUGACAUGAAAUUGUCCUCCUUAAAGGUGCACUCACUCAAUUGUUGUUUGUCAUCUUGGACUUACAGUGAUCCAUAGUGUAGUGGAUGCAGCAUCAUUACAGAUGCCAUUGUAGAAAUUCAGUAUUCACAGUUGGCCAUGACUGAUUUAAUUCAAGAGUGAAAGUGUCCACUAACAGGGCGGUUACUGAGAUUAAGCCAGUAUUAUUCAACUGUCCAUGUGAUGCUAGCGUGGCAGCCCCCAUGAGGGGACCCUCUCUAUGUAGAUUAAACAGCUUUUUUUAAAGGUUAUACUGACUGGAAUCUUCAUCUAAUGUGAAUGGUCAUAAUAUUAUACAUGCCUCAAAAUUACAAUUAAUUUCUUUAGGAGUAGAACGUUUUAAUGAGGAGUGUACCUUUAAGUGUUGAUUUGGAAGACAAUAAAUGUUAAUUAACUAAUAAAAAUGA